AUUAUUUCUCAGGUAACAAUGCCUACCUGUGUUUGAAAAGUAGGUCAUGUCACAUAUUGGGAAAAAAAAUGAGAUCUCUACAAUGGCGACAUCAACACGGAAAUAUUCGACGGGAUAAAUAGUUGAAUAUUUUAAAAGACAUGACUAAACUGAGAAAAAAAUUAAAGAAAUAUAACAAGAUUUAAAGAUAUACAGGAUGGGUUUUAAAAACAUACAUAACUUCAUUGGGAUAUUUUUGUUGAUUCAUUGGACAACAGGACAAAGAGAAUAUGAUAUGGAUGAGCUUGCAACAUGUGGAAGGACCAUCAAUGUUGAUGACAGUGGUGUUCGGCUCAAUGGCAGGGGUAAUACUGCUCCAUCCAACCCUCCUUUAGAAUGUAUUGUUUACCUAAUGUCAGUCUAUGCUAGAGAUGAUGGCAGCAACAAGCUUCAAAUAGAGGUCGAGUCUCUAACCAUCAAGGAUUGCACAGUAAGACUGGACCUUUUCAAUGGACGUACAAGUGUUGGCACCACGCUGCGUGCACUAUCAUGUCAGUAUGCUCCAACUGAUAUUAUAUACUCAACUGGGAGAGAAGUCACUGUUCGAUUUUCACGUCCAGACAGAUUGGUACAUAAUGAAUAUCAGUAUUCCAUCCUUAUCAAACCUUUCAAGGACCAGAAUGUUCCUGGCACAAUAAUGGGUGUGGAUGCUUUGCCAGUUGGGGCUAUAAUUGGUAUUGUUAUUGGAUGUGUGAUUCUUGUGGCACUCAUUAUUCUAUUUCUCUGGUGCUGCUGUACAGGGCGGCUUGGAAAUUUUAAUGUGCCAGGUCAGUCCAUCUUCAAGACACCCCCUCCAAAAAAAGUGAUUGUAGAAAGUUCAGCAGCAACAGAAAAAUCAAAGCCACAGAUAAUUAAUUAUCAAGAUCCAGUUGUUUGGAAUACUGUGACUACUGGAAAGUUUGACCCACAAGCAUCCACUCGUAGUGGGAUGUACCAAAAAGGAGCACCACGAAUUGGCAGAAGAUUUGACAAUGAUAAUGAAAAUUACAGAAAUGUCCCUAACCAAAGAGAUUCCAUGAGAUCAACUCGGCAUGAUUAUGAGCAGUAUGGGUUUGAACAGAGGCAGAAAGAAGAAGAGGCAAAACGGCAGGCAGAAAUUAAGAAAAAUGAGGAGGAAGUAAGAAAAAGGCUUGAAGAAAAAAGAAAAGCAGAAGAGAGAAAGCGUCAAGAAGAGGCUGCUCGCAAGGCGGAUACUAGCAAAGAAACACUUAUAGAUGAUGUCUUUGAGUCAGACUCUGCCAAUAGUGAAAAAACAGAUGAUUCUGUGGUUAAAAAAAGUCCCAGGAGCUCUCCAAAACAGAAACGAAAAAAUGUUCCUGAAACUGAGGACAUGGAUAAGGGAAAGAUGCAGAGGUACUUAUCCAUAGAUCUCCAAAGUCAACCAGAAUCAGAUACUAUUUCAAGUCCUUUGCAUGUCAAUGCUGGUGUGAGAUCAAAAAUAGAUAAUAACAACGAAUCUCCAAAUGCCAGUCUUAGGAAGAAAAAGUCACCACUGCUUAAGCACAAAGGUAAAGAACCAGACCCAACUGCUCUUCCACCUGAGGCAUUUGAGCCAAUUUUCACAUCUGCACUUACUGGUAUAAAUUACCCAGGCAAUCAGCCUCAGCAGCCAUUUGGUUAUCCAGGGGGAUUUUAUCCUUAUGGGUUUAUUCCUGCUGGAGCUUUUGCUCCUGGACCACCUGGAACACAAACCUAUGCUUAUGCCUAUCAGACUGUUCCUCAGGGUGGAGCAGCUCCACAAGGAGGAGCAUACAUAGUUCAAGACACUCCAACUCAAGCAGGGGGUAAUAUGCGGAAAGCUUUUGCGGUUGAGAUGUCUCCCAAUAAGAGGACACCAGAUAGCGCUAGGCGAAAGCAUGAUGACCCAUUCAACAAAAAAGGCAAAGGACAGAUUCGCAAUUUCAUUCCCAAUGAAGAUUUAUCUCUUAUUGCAAGAGGAGCUGCACCACCAGAUCCCGGUCAAGGGCAAAGAUCUGUAGCACUCAAAUCUGGAACUGAUCCAAAAUCAGGCAUUCACACAACCCAGGUGGUAUGGACAGACACAGUUCCUCAUGCCACAGAUCCCAAACCUGGAGAAAAUCCACAGAUUACCAGAAAAACAAUAACAAAAGUCACAACAAAAAGUGGCUUUGCUGAACUCCCCCCAGAAACAAACAUAUUAAUGAUGGAGGAUAGUGAACCAGCUUUUCUUGAUCCUGGUCCUUCAAGCACAGUCUCUGCUAGACCAGCUAUUGCCUACACACCUCAAAAUGAAAACCUUGCUUUUUACACUGGAGAAGGAUCCCAUCCAUCAGUGGAGCCUCCUGCAAGAUCUUCUACCCCAACAUCAAUGCACAGGGCACCAGUUUAUAACUAUGCCAUUCGUGACAGAAUUCUAGUUGAUGACUCCACUGUUUAAUACUCAUGAUAGAUAGUUCUGAUCUGAAUCUUAAAGACAUUUUUAUAGUUAAAGUUUUCAUAUUUUUUGUGCAUUUGCUCAGGCCAUGAUUUCAUGCUUUGUUUGAAAACUUGUAUUUUUGUAAGCAAUGGAUUUUGAAACAUGCAUUUUGUACAUAUUUGCAUCAUAGUAAAUUACUUCUUUUUUUUUCUGUGUAUUAGUUAAUAAACAUGUCAUUUUUAAUUGUUCAUACAGAAACAAAGUCAUACAAAUGUAUAUACAAAUAUAAUUUUUUUAACAAUUUUAGCUUUGUUAAGAAUUGUUCAAUUCACAAAUUAUCAUCACUAUGUUGUUAUUGGGUUUUUUUCCUUUAAAUUAUCUUACAUGAAUUUAGGUUUAUACUUUGAAAAAUCCGAUAUAAUAGCCAUGUUGAGCAGAAGUCCUAUUGAAUAUUAACUAUAUUUAAAGACUAUUCUGACAUCUGCUUAGUACAAUAAAUGCAAUUAGUUAUGGCCAAGAAUUUACUAUACACUUUUUAACUAUUGCCAAUGAAAACAGGUGAAAUAAUGCACCUAGAAUGUAGAGAGUUUCAUAUUUUUAGGUCAGACGCCUCUAAGCAUUUUCAAAAUGAUUUCUCCUCAGUCAAGAAAACUGAUCAUAAUCUUUUAUUUUUUCAUUA
Molecule: messenger RNA, 3095 nt
Organism: Biomphalaria glabrata
Lineage: Eukaryota; Metazoa; Mollusca; Gastropoda; Planorbidae
Exons: 9
Coding region: 197-2437 (746 amino acids)
Source: RefSeq, a predicted model, not a curated record